Messenger RNA from Rosa rugosa (rugosa rose), 4352 nucleotides. Its product is annotated as TMV resistance protein N-like. The record is from RefSeq and is a predicted model, not a curated record. Gene Ontology annotation, molecular function: ADP binding; protein binding. The transcript has 5 exons. Gene Ontology annotation, biological process: signal transduction; defense response. The coding region runs from base 296 to 4282 and encodes 1328 amino acids. NCBI's taxonomy places the organism in Eukaryota, Viridiplantae, Streptophyta, Magnoliopsida, Rosales, Rosaceae.
CCUCCUACUCAAGUCUUCACGAUCUAGAUCUAUUUCUGUCUCAAGAGUCUAAGUCUCUCACCACUUUGCUCCUACUCAUUCUUAAUAUUUUAUUUGAAGUCGAUCUGAUCCCAACUUCAAAUCUCAGUAAACCACUAAACCCAGUAGGGAAGGGAAACCAUGAAACACAACUGCUUGUUUUCCAUGAUAGUUACUUCUGAGCCUUGAAAUUGUGUUGAAAGCUUCUCCGGUUACUCGUAUAUAUAGUCCUUGGACACGUACUCUUCCACAAGUAGGAAAGUAGGUUUCAUCGGACAUGAGCACACAAAGUACCUCUGCAUCUUUCCCCCCUUCAACUCCUCAGUGGAAAUAUGAUGUCUUUCUGAGCUUUAGAGGUGAUGACACUCGCAAGGCUUUUACAGACCAUUUAUACACUGCAUUGGAACAUCAAGGAAUCAUAACUUUCAGGGAUGAUCCUGAACUUCAAAAAGGGAAAGCUAUUUCCCCAGCACUUUUUGCUGCAAUUGGAGAAUCGAGAUUUGCUCUCAUUGUUCUCUCACAAAAUUAUGCAUCGUCGACAUGGUGCUUGGAUGAACUUGUGAAAAUUCUUGAAUGUAUGAAAAAAAGAGAAGCUGUGCUGCCAAUUUUCUAUGAUGUUGAUCCCUCUGAUGUACGAAAGCAAACAGGGAGUUUUAGACAAGCCUUUGCUAAUCAUGAAGAAAGAUUUAGGAGUGACGAAGAGAAAGUGCGAAGGUGGAGAGAUGCUUUAACUGAAGUGGCAAAUUUUUCUGGGUGGAAUUCAAAGGAAUGGUAUGAAUCAAAACUCAUUACAGAUAUUGUUGAAGAUAUAUGUAAAAGAUUGCAACCUACAUCACACAGUUAUGCAGACAGUCUAGUUGGAAUUUACUCAAGAUUGCAUCGAGUUAAUUUGCAUUUAAGUAUAGGGGUGGAUGACGUCCGCUUCAUUGGUAUAUGGGGAAUGGGCGGGAUUGGUAAGACUACUAUGGUAAGAGUGGUGCAUGAGAGAAUCUCUCAUGAAUUUGAAUUUAAUUUCCUUCUUACGGAUGUUAGAAACUCCUCCGUUGAAAAAGGUGGUUUACUUAAUCUGCAAAAGCAACUUCUCUCUGGGAUUGGGGCAAAAAAGAUUGACAUAUUGGACCUUCAGGAAGGAGCCACCAUAUUAAAGAGGUUAUUACCUCACAAAAAAGUUCUUCUCAUUCUUGAUGAUGUGAACCAUUCAAGUCAUUUAGAAUAUUUGGCAGGAAACCCAGAGUGGUUUGGUUCAGGGAGUAGAGUUCUGAUCACAACUAGAAAUGAGCAUUUGUUGGUUGAACAUGGAGUGGAGAGAAGAUUGAAGGUCGAAGAAUUAAAUGAUGAUGAUUCUCUUCAGCUUUUUAGCUUGAAAGCAUUCAAAAGAGGUUAUCCUGAAGAAGACUUUCUUGGUCUGUCUAAAUCUGUUAUAAAUUAUGCCAAAGGUCUUCCUUUAGCUCUUAAAGUACUGGGUUCUUUUUUGUAUGGAAGAGGUCCAAGUGAAUGGAACAGUGCACUGGGAAAACUGGCAAGAGUUUGUAACUCGGAAAUCUUUGACAUACUUAAAAUAAGUUACGACGGUCUAGAUUCUGAAGAGAAGAAAAUAUUCCUAGACAUUGCAUGUUUCUUUAAUGGAGAGGACAAAGAUCGAGUAACAAAAGUACUAACCAGUUUCGAUUUUUCUGCAAUUGUUGGAAUAGAAGUGCUCAUGGAAAGAUCUCUCUUGAUUGUUUCGCAUGGAAGACUAAGGAUGCAUGAUUUGCUCAGGAAAAUGGGUCGUGAAAUUGUCCACCUGCAAUCUCCUAAUGAGCCGGGUAGGCGCAGUAGGUUGUGGCUUCUUGAAGACAUCAAACAUGUCUUGACCAAAAAUACUGGAACUGAAGCAAUAGAAGGCAUAUCUGUGAACUCAACCGAGUUAGGAGCAGACGUGGACGUGACUCCGAAAUCAUUUUCAAUGAUGAACGAAUUGAGAUACCUGAAGAUCAAGAAUGGGAACCUGCCUAAGGGACUUGAAUAUCUUCCUGAUAGUUUACGGAUUCUUGAUUGGACGAGGUAUCCGUUAAAAUCUUUGCCAUCACAUUUCAACCCUCAGAAGCUUCUCGAACUAAGCUUGUCUCAUAGUUGUAUUAAACAUUUUCGGAUAGGAACAGAGCCUUUAUGGAAGUUGAAAACCAUUGAUCUGAGUUACUCUCUGAAUCUUGUCAGCACCCCAAACUUUAAAGGUAUGCCAUAUCUCGAGAAUCUGUUUCUUCAAGGUUGUAUAAGAUUGUAUAAGGUUGACCCGACAAUUGAAGUGCUUGAAAGACUUACUGUGCUGAACUUGAAAGAUUGCAAGAAUCUAGUGCACUUUGCAAGCAGUGUACAUGGCUUAAAGUAUCUCAAAGUUCUGAAUCUUUCUGGUUGCUCAAAGCUUAAAAAACUACCGAAUGACAUGGGUCAUUUAGAGAGUUUGGAGGAGCUUCACUUGAAUGGCACUGGCAUAAGAGAACUACCUUCCUCUAUUGGAAUGCUUGAAAGACUUCCUGUGCUUAAAAUGGAAGAUUGCAAACAUCUUGAGUGUCUUCCAAGCAGUGUAGGUGGCUUAAAAUCUCUGAAAGAUCUCAAUCUUUCUGGUUGCUCAAAGCUUGACAAAUUGCCGGAUGAGUUGGGUCAUGUUGCCUGUUUGGAGAAGCUUGAUGUGAGUGGAAGUGGCAUAAGAGAACUGCCCUCCUCUAUUGGCAUGCUUGAAGGACUUGUUUCUAUGUCGUUGAGAGAUUGCAAACAUCUUGAGUGUCUUCCAAGCAGUAUAGGUAGCUUAAAAUCUCUCAAAGAUCUCAAUCUUUCUGGUUGCUCAAAGCUUGACAAAUUGCCGGAUGAGUUGGGUCAUGUUGCCUGUUUGGAGAAGGUUGAUGUGAGUGGAAGUGGCAUAAGAGAACUGCCCUCCUCUAUUGGCAUGCUUGAAGGACUUGUUUCUAUGUCGUUGAGAGAUUGCAAACAUCUUGAGUGUCUUCCAAGCAGUAUAGGUAGCUUAAAAUCUCUCAAAGAUCUCAAUCUUUCUGGUUGCUCAAAGCUUGACAAAUUGCCGGAUGAGUUGGGUCAUGUUGCCUGUUUGGAGAAGGUUGAUGUGAGUGGAAGUGGCAUAAGAGAAGUGCCCUCCUCUAUUGGUCUUUUGAAAAACCUCAAAGAAUUCUCUCUUGCUGGGUGUAAAGCACGGUCACCUAAAUCAUGGAAUAUGAUCCCCUUUCAGUUAUUGCGAAAAAGAAGUCACAUUCCGGCAGGAUUGUCGUUGCCUUGUUUGUCGGGUUUGCAUUCAUUAACUCAUUUGAAUCUAAGUGACUGCAAUCUUUCUGAAUUGCCCAGUGAUUUUGGAUGCUUGUCUUCAUUAACAGAAUUAUAUCUCAGCAGAAAUCAAUUCAGUAGACUACCUGAGAGCAUCGGCCAACUCUCUAGACUUGACCGUCUUCGCUUGGAUUGGUGCCGCAAGCUUCGGAGAUUACCAGAGCUUCCAUCUCAUGUACAUGUAGACGCUGACAACUGCAUUUCAUUAGAUUCGUUGGCCAAUCAAAUAGGACAAAGCAAUUUGUUGCGACGAGGAUAUUUUGUCAACUGUUUCAAACUGGUGGAGAAUCAAAGCUGUGAGAGUAUAACACUUUCAUUGCUAACACGAUGCCUUAAGAGUCGAGCAUUUCCUGACCAUGAAAUAUUUCAGUUUGUUAUUCCUGGAAAUGAAAUUCCAGAGUGGUACAAUCAUCAAAGUGUGGGGUCUUCGAUAACCAUAGAGCUGCAUCCAGGUUGGUUUAGUAACAAGUGGAUGAGAUUAGCCGGGUGUGUCGUUUUUAGACUCCUCAAACCGCUCUCGCCUUUGGAUUACUGGAACAUUAAAUGCGAACUGAGUGCCAAUGGAAAAUCCUGGCUUCACAGUAUUACAGUGUUUGGGGGACAGUGGGGUCAACCUGUGUUGGAUCACAUUUGGUUCUUCUGUGGGGCGCGUGAUAUGUUCUCUCAACAACAUGAGUGGCAGGAUAUCUACUGUCAGCUUGUAUUAUCAUUUAAAGCAGAUCGAAUCAAUGAGGAAAUUGUGCAAGUGAAGAAGUGUGGGGUCCGUAUGAUAUAUGAGGAAGAUGCAGAGGAGCUUUCGGAAACAUUAUUUAAGCAGAGCAAUAUUGGCAUUAAUGACAAUGAUGAAGCAUCUAGUAGUGCAAGUCAGGCUCUUCCAAAAAGAAUUGAGCAACUCCCCCUUGACAGCGCAGAACCCAGUGCAACCCCUUAUAUUCAUGACCAGAAACAUGGUUAAUGCAUUUUUUUUUUCUUUGCUGCCAUUGUUGACAGAAAUUAAUAAAAGAUAAAAAAAAAACUUGCUGCUA